AGUGGGUAUGCCCCCGCAGGUGAAACACUCGCACUUGGAUGGAUUAAUCUCCAGGCCUACAAGUUUAAAUUUAGAAUCACCGUCAUAUAUCUUAAAAACUAUUUGUCUUGUGACACACCCCUUGAGACUGUCUACCCACUGUUUCUAUAUAUGACAGCUAUACAUCCUUUCAGCAAUUACUUUUAGAAUGCUGUUGUUGUCCCUCAAUCGCCUCUGCAUCGACGCGUACUUUUUGCGCAUUAGGGCGUGAAAACCAUCGACGCGAGCGCCUGCGAACAUACCUGAGGCGCUGCAUCUACGGGGCAGUCGCAUCAGCAUUCUAAAAGCAUUGUUGUACAUUGUAUAUUGACAUUUGUAUAUAUUCCUUUUUAAUUUGUAUUUCUAAUUUUAUUGUGUACCUAUUGUAUAUUUUGACAUGUGUUUUUGACAUUAAAGAUAUUGAAUUGAAUUGUAGAGGACACGCAGUUGAUGGCUGCCUCCCCGGUGUGGAACUUCUCUGCGGACGCCUUGACCUCUAUAACUCCGCCACCUCCAUUGAGAGUCUAUUCAACUUCCCUGUUAAGUCGUCAUCCUUUGGUCGCUGUUUACUGGAAAUUAUUUCUGUGACUUCCAAUGGACGCGUGGCAUCCAUGACCUUGUAUAAUGUUUCCACAACGUCCAAAAUUUCGAAAAGCAGUCCUUGAAUGUACUGUGAUGCUGGCGAGCGCGGUAGUAUCCCCCAAGUCCCUACUGGGGCCUGGUAACGGCUGCGGGCUCACUGGUACGACCGGUGUUGGAACCGCAUUUUCUGGUGUUCCAGCUGCAGGAAUCGUACUCGCCGCACCCUGCGCCGGGGCUGGCGCAGGUCCUGGCGCGACGACGAGUUUUAUACCCUUUGUCAUUUUCACUACACUAACACUACUUCACUAUCUUAAAAGUUGACAAAAUGUUCUUUAAUGGGGUCACCAAUGUACGUACCCUUGUAGUGGUACGUAUAUAAAUAACUAAUUCAAGGUUGCAGAUUGAAGGUUGCUAAUAACUAUAGUCUGAGAAUGUAUAAUAGAAACACGUGCAGGAAGUUACGGACUAAUUUAUUGACUGAAGCAUCGCGGGCGCAGCCGCGGUUAUAUUAAGUUAUACAGAGUUGUCUGCCAAAUUCUUGGCAGAAAUGUCAAGUAAAUAGGAUAGCGAUAAAGCUAUUUGUCUUUUGUAAUAAUUUGAAAGGCAACACUUACCUUUACUCAAAAACACCAUAGGCAUAUGGUAUUUACUAACAAAUUUGUUAGUGUCAAUUAUGCUAAACUUAGGUACUAAUAUUGUAUAGAGAUAUAUGUACAAAGAUUGUAUAGAGAUAUAUUUAACUUAUGUCUAGUAUUGUUUUCUGCCUCUGACAUUUGCUCACAAUAGGGGAAUGUGAAAAAAAUAAUUUCAUGCACCGCAAGUGAGUUUAACUGUUCAAAGUAUUUAAUUAAAUUAUUGCGACCAAUUACACCAUGCCUUCUAUUGUGAUAGGAGCUUUUACACAUUUUUUAAAACAAGUAAUGAUAUUUAGUUUUCUUUAUAGGAGGAGGUAGGUCAUUCCAGCAUUUCGAUGUUGCGAAACGAAAACUGCCCUUAAAUGAAAUCAAUCUGUGUAUGCGUGGAACGCCUAUUGCCUUAACAAUUUGUCGUAUAAAUACUUUGGAUGUCCACUAUACUUAAUGUUAAACAUUAGUGUUACUAGUUUGAGUUUGCGCCUGUUGAGUAUAUUAUAUGUAUUUCGGUAAUGAGUUAUAUGCGUAUUUUGUCAAUAUUAAAACAAUAGCGUACUAGCUAGCUGUACCUAUUAUGUGUUUGCCGUUCUUUAUUAAUAGUUACGCCGCUUGGUUAUUCCGUUAUUCUGAUAAACACAACUCUUGCUAGAAGUUGUUCUAAAGAGUGCCAAUCACUCCAACACAAGCCCUUGUCACUGAAGUGACACACAUGGAGUUUACUGACUUGGUAUUAUUUUUACACCUGCAAACAUGGCAAUCUCGUCGUGUCUUCCUAGUGGGAAUACGAGGCACAUACACUACGUCCCUCCUCAGCCGCAUAUCGUCCGGAAUCGGAAUAGCUGAUAUUUGUCGGGCGAGUGAUGGGCGAUGUGCCACUAUCAAUGAAUUGUAUACAACACUUUGUGGCCUUUGAAAACCUCGUUUUGUAAUUUGUAACAAGUGUUUUGGUUUUAAUAAGCUAUGGACUAUCGGUGAUACUCAGGGUUCGUGGGUCUGACGCUCUAUUAUCACACUACACGUCUGUGUUAUUCCUAAAAAAAUCUAUUUACCAACUGAAUUAAUUUUUAGAGAGAAAUAGUGAAUAGUAUUGGGCGGCCAGCACGCUAUAGAGCGUACAAAAUAGGUAAAACUAAGAUGAGGGAGAGAAAACUAUUGUUUAAGCUCGAGACACAGUUUAUAAUAUUAAUGCUCUGCACAAAGAAAACAACACUACAGUAAGGCAAUACAGAAGAUAAUUAGGGCGAGCGAAGCGAGCCCUAUCACUAUUCGAUAAACUAUGCAUUCUUGUGGUACACUUUACGGAAAAACUAUCCCACUGUUAGGUUUGAAAUUUAACAUAGUAAUUUAAAUUCAUGUCUAGAUGUGUUAUCAAACAUAAAAAUAUAAUUUUAUAAACCUAAAAAAAUAAAAUGAAGGAAUAACACUUUGUAUUACUACUAGCGCCAUCCUCAUGGUUCAAAAGUUAGGGGAAAUAAAGGGUAAAACACAACUUUUUUUCUUUCAGAUCGAUUAUUUCCGUAAAUAUUAAGUUGAUCAUAAAAUGGUUCUUGAAAACCCGUAUUCGUUUUAAAAGACCUAUCCAACGACACCCCACACUAUAGGGUGGAAGCGAAAAAAAAUUUCAUCCCCACUUUAAUGUAGGGCAGCCACCAUAAAAAAAUAUUUUUUGUCCAUCUUGUUGCGCAAUCAAUAAUAGGUCCUUUCAAAUGUGCUAUUUUCAACAGAUUCCUGUUUGUAGGAAUACGCAGAAUCUUUACAAUCUUCCUGGCUAAGUCUAAAGUUACUUGGAUCUCAACAUUUUCAUUGAUAGCGUCUUUAAUGGCUAACUGUAGAGUGCGCGCUGCGCAUAACAUACCCCUCACGUUGUAAGUGUCAUUACUAACAGCAUUUUGUAGCAACGUCAACUCGAAAUUUGCAGAUUCUUCUGAUACUUCAUUCGGUUCAUCAUCUCCUUCAUCGCUAGACAUAUCAGUAUUAUCUGCAGAAGUAGUGUCUUCAAAUACGUCUUCGGAACAAUAAGUACCCUUUAAUAACUUUACCAUUUUUUUCAUAUUGGACCCGUUGUCAGUUGUCAAAGAGUAAAUUUGAUCAGUCGAAAUAUAGAACUCGGCUAGUAUUUCUAACAGUUUUUCUUUUAAAAACUCGGCCGUUUAACACUGAAAAAUUUCUGCUACUGCUAAAUUUCUGACUAUAAUCUUAUCGUUAUUCAGAUAUUGAAUAGUAACUCCGAAGAAUUUUCGUUCAGAGCAUGUAGCUGAAUCUACUUUUAGGCUGAUCAGUUUUUCACGAAUUAUAUGCUAAAAGGGCUUCCCUUACAUAUAAGGGUAACCCUUAUAAGCCAUAUGCGGAGCGGAUGAUAAGGGUUUUGUAAGGGUUUCGUCUGGCAAAGGGUAUGGUGAGUUAAGCCUUAUGCAAAAGCCUUAUAAAACCCUCUAUAAGGGAUAGCGGGCCGGUCCCUGCCUCGCGCACGAGUGUGAGCGGGCUUUAGCUGGGUUAUAGUUAUAACCGCGAACACCGAAGUUCGGAAAUUAUCUUUGUCAUUCUCAUUACGCCUUAAGGCAUCGACGGGAUGAUCAAAUCGACCGAAAGAAAUUGGCGUCAAUCUUAUCUUGCACCCAUCCCAUUUAUGGUGACAUUAAAGCGCUCUAAAGGGGAGUUUCCGAACGGUCGUCAAGCUGUCAAAUCAUCGUGUUGAAAUCUCAAAUCAGUUAUUAUACGAUUUAUACGUGGAAUUUAUAGUUUAAAGUGUAAAAUUUUUAUAAAUAACGAUUAACAGUAAUUUACAUUACAGUUUGUACUUACCGGCCUUUGUUGAAGCCGAAGUGACAAGUAACAGACGAUUAUUAAUUAUCUCCUUGCUCAUCCUCAUACAUAUUUUUAUUAAAUAAUGACAGCAUUUGGUGACCUGGUGAGCAAAACAGGAAAUUUUACUGUAUAGCUAGCCUCUUGGAAUGCAUAAUAUAAUUCCAGUCAGGGAUUUUGUGCUCAGUGAGUUUCUGUGUUUAGUUUUAUUUAGAUUGAUGGUAGAAAAAACCCGUUCCACUGCAGUACUUGAGAGUGGUAAAACCAUGAGAUAGUUCAUAAACUUGCACAUGGUCGGAAAUGCUUCCACAUCCCCUAUUUUUUUGUUUUCCAACGGAUGCCCAAAAUCUAGGGACAUCGGCUUCAUCGAUGUUUAUACCAGUGGUGUUUCUGAGCAAACGCCACUGGUCAUCCAAUUCCUGUAAUUUUGAUUGGUCAAAUAUAUUUGGGAACAGCAUUGCUACUAUUGCCACUAGGUGCCAGGGAGUUAUGUUUUUUCUUUGAUAAUUUUAGAAUCUAACACUUCUAUUUGUUUAAGAAGUGGGCUAGCAAAUCGGAAACGUCGAUAUAUUUGGCUAACUCCUUCAAUAUAGAAACCCAGAAUUUUUAAUGUUUUGAUAUCAUUGUUUGGAUAUUUUUUUUCUCUAAUUGCAGCUUUUACUUUUGCUCACAUAUGUUAUAUCCUUGAUGUCUAAAUAAUGACCUGGGUUUCUGUAGUUCACUGCUUGUAUGUCAGUAAUAACAGGUCAUAUUUUUCCUUUGGGACAACUGUUCGGUUAAAAGGGUAUAUAUCUAUACUUCCUUUUUUAAAUCCACUUUCUACCUUUGGUGUCAUUUGGCGUCAAGCAUCUGCAAACAAAUCAGCAUUUUUUUGUUUUUGAAUUUUCGUGCUUACAUUUUGUCGUUGCCAGUCAACAAGCUUCAUGUCCCACGUGUGUUUAAACGAUUUAAAAACUGCCAGGUCCAGCGGCUGCAAUAAGUGGGAUGUGUGUGCCGGCAAUUUCAAAAUAGUUAUCAUUCUUAAUGGCUAAUACUUAUUACAACCCUUUCGUCGAGGUGAGUUGUAUGACUAUCAUAAAUAAUUAGUACAGGUCUUUCAUGACCCAAACUUGGAAUCAUUAUAUUUGACAUAUAAUUGUAAAAAGUUUGUGUCAAUCCAGCGGCGUUUAGUUGCAGCAUAGGCAAGUUCGAAAUCAUACUCCGGUUUAGGUUUUGCUAUCCACUGCUCAUACUUAUUCAUGCCUUUAUAUAUUAGCAACGGAUUUAUUUUUUUACCAACUGCAUUUACGGCUGCCAAAACCGUAAUAUUCUCUCUGCCACUGCCAGCCAUUGUUCUUACGCAAGGCGCACCAACUGCACCAACUACUUUGGCUUUGGUCGGAUCUAAACAUACAGAUGUUUCGUCAAGAUUCCAAAUCCUGUGAGGGUCAUCAAGUUUUAACUUCUUUAGUGUCUUCCAAUAGUGAAAAAUACUCGUUAAAAAGGGUCUGUACAUUUUUUGCGUAGAUUCCACCUAUUGAGGUUUUUUACUGGAUAAGCCAUGCCGUUUUCGAAACCCAGUGAACCAAUCAUCCAAAUAAAAAAAAAGAAAUACAUAAUUUACCUCUAGGUUAGGAAUUAUCCGCAUUAGCUAAAAAAAACAUACCUUACAGCAGAUUUCACAAGAGGAUUUACAUACAUACAUACAAGAGAGCGCCACUCUGCCCUAUUCUACGCCACUUCGCGCCAGUUGGGUAUUCCGAGGGCGGACAGGUCUUUUUCGGCUUCGUCACUCCAGCGGUAUCUGGGACGCCUUGACAGACGUUUUCCGCUGCAAAGCUCGAUACGCUGGAAAUUCAGAGGAGUCCAUCGAAGGUUUUAUUGACGCCAUUGAAGCCUACAAAAAGAUUGUGCAAAUAUCUCGGAUGGCGUAUUCGAGGGUUAUCUAUGCUUGUUACGGACACCCAGCGACUAACUUUAGUACCUACAUACCUAAUAAGCUUGAAUUUUAUUAUAUAGAAUCGUAGACAUAGUUUAAGAAGUAGUUAGGCUAGAAUAGGGCAUUAAAUAGGUAGUGUCCGACCGAAAGUUCGGUUUCGGUUUCGGCCAGUUUCGGCCAAAAAUUCAUGUUUCGGCUGUAGUUUCGGUUUCGGCCAAAAAACGGCCGAACCUUUCGGCCGGGCCGAAACUUACGAAAUGGUACUUCGGACAAAGACCAAAAGUUGGGGAAUAAGUAGGACAACAAUAUUAAUACAUAUCUACAUAUACUGAUUCAUGUAUAGGUACAGAAAUUAAUUGGUUUAUUAUAAAACACAAUUUCACUAAUGAGAGCGCCACUGGACGGUCGACGCAGUCUUAAGAGGCUGUCAAUACUUAUAACGCGCACACUGUCUAAUUGUAUCGGAGUGAAUGAGAUAGCACUGUCGCACGUAGCCGUUGGCCGAGUAUCAGCUCGGCCCGAGUCGAACGAUGUCUUUUUCGCUCUUAUUCACUCACUUAUUCAGUCAUUUUCCUAUCUACCUCUAAUGGCAAAUUUUAAGCGAGGCUAAAGGCUACGCUCAACUAGGGCCGCAAAGUUGAUUUUCUCAAUAGUUAAUAUUUUGCGAAGCUGAACAGCUGACUAUUGAUUAAAACGAAGAAAAAACCCUUAAAAGUGUCCCCAGUACAGUUUUUCAUACGAAUGCUCGACCUUAGCCUCACUUUUUACCUCAAUUUACCAUUGGUUUGUGUUCCACAUGUCCUCUACUUCAGCUUAGCCUUUGGCCUCGCUGCGCCAUGCUCGGCCUGCGGUCUCGCUUUUUAAUACAAUGGACAUUGGUUGGAGUCUGUGCUUAACUACUUAUCCUGAAGCCUGAAGCACGGCUUUGACUUCGCAUGAAAGUUCGCCUCACUGGGGCACUUCGGACUUUUAGGCCCAGGUGUAGAUCGGUACCCGGCCUUGCGAUAUUGUUAACAAAAAAUUUCGCGCUCGCUGCGCUCGCGUUUUAGGUUGCUGUUUUGGUUGACCCUGUAUCUACUUGUUAGCUUGACUGGUGAAUGAAUAGAGUUAGACCAAGAAGAUUCUGCAAUGAUUUUGAUAGCAUACGCAGUGCUACUAGUGCAAAUGUUAUUUAUACGUCAUCAUUUCAUAGAAGUUUUGACGUUUAAAGUAACACUUGCACUGCAUGUCUUAUCAAAAUCGUUGCAGAAUUAUCUUGGUCUAACUCUAGUAAUUUUCUUAAAAAACUGCUUAAGUAACAUCAAUUUCAAGGACAUUGGGUGUUGACAGCCCAUAAUAUGUGUGUAAAAGCGGUUUUAUGAGAUUUUUUCAACGAUUUUAACAAGUCUACAAAAGUUUCGGUUUCGGUUUCGGCCGAAACUAGAGCCAAAGCCGAACAUUCGGUUUCGGUUUCGGUUUCGGCAAAAAAACAUGUUUCGGUCGGACACUAUAAAUAGGUUUAUAACGCAAGGUCAUUGCGAGUGCGAAGCGGCAGGGAAUCGUUUCGUCCUUGGCGCGUGGAAAGAGACAGCGCCAUACUACCGAUAUGUUGCUGUCGCUUUCUUCAAUAAUAAGGCUUUUAAUCAAUAGGAAAAUGUUAUACAUUUUUGUGGAAUAACAUAUUUAAUGCCCUAAGUGUACAUUAAACUUUCUAAAAUAUUGUAUAGUCUAAGUACCUACUACUUAUUAACAAAAAACGCAUUUUAUGUCAUUUAAAAUCAUUUGCGGCUAAAUCAGCUUUACUAUUAUAUAAAUACUUAGUAUUCCACAACUUUUAGUACAAUAAUUGUUAGGUACAGGUUUAUAGAUGAAUAAUUAAUCACAUUAAAACAAUGCAUUAGCCACUGUUGAAUUUGCUGGACCUUAUGUCCGUGUAAUAGGGUAUACUGUAUUAGUAGCUAGAGAAACCGCGCGUACUUUGUGAUCUAGUUUCCAGAACCUUCGUCAUGAAAGAGAUAGGAGAUAUAUAUGUUAGAGUAGUAAGGCUGCUCCUGCGCAGCCAACCCGGUUCGUUGGAACAUUCUAGAAGUCCACCGGAAAUAGAUAUCUAUUGGCUAAUUUUUCCCCAAAUUUUUCCACCCAUAUGGGAUCAAAAUUGCAUACUCGUAUUUAUACUCGACGCGCCGCUCGGGCCGCCAGUGCGUCUUUACCGGUUAGCAAGUAAAUAUUAACUUCGAGGUUACUCUGUUCGGAAAGUUCUGGAUCCUAGUUUCAUUCUAGAUUUUUCAGUGUUUAAGUAGAUUUAAUAAUUUGCGUAUAGCCUUAGUGCGGUAUAAACAGACUGUUGUGUAAAAUUAACCUUUCAAUGACCAUUAUAGACUUUAAUAAUUCGAGUUGUGUUUUCAUUAGUAUCCCAGAACAUAGUAGGCUAGGUCUUCGUGGGUGCACACUAGAUUUGCAGCCGGUAAAAGUAUUAACAGGUCGAUACUGAAGAGCACUCGACUGUAGUCUAUUCGAAGUUUAGGUUCGCAUGUAGGCCUACGGGGUUCCGGCCCCGUGCAUCGUCUACAAUGCUAUUAAAGCAUUCAGCCGCAGAUUGGUGGCAGGGCAUAAAACCUGAGACAACUUCAUGGCCGAAGUAAUUGACAGCUUGCGCCAUGUCGCGAACUACCCCCAUGCGUGUGUAUGAAUAUAUUACUUUAUAUCACUAAUAGGACUGCGAUAACACACACGCAUGGAGGCGUCGCGAUACCAAAUAAACCAGUGCCUGGGUUCCUGUAUAUAUGUGACUCUCUAAAUCCUUACCUUGUUCAUUGCUGAUUAUGAUGCAAUCGCAGUCUAGGUGCUUCGCUUAUUAGAGGUUCUCGUCGUUACCUCGGAGCUACCGUCCGACAUCUGGGGGUUAAAUAGUUUAACUACACAGUCAAUAAGUACGGUUAGUAUGAUAUGGUAAGAGACAUAUGGUCAUUAGUUAAUGUCUGUCAGUAACGUCAAGGAGACUCUGCAUGGUUACAUGGUCAGUAAGUCCGUAAUGUCCCAGAGAUCAUACUCCUCCCACAAAUCACCGGCACCACAACCACAGGGGUGCCGUCAAACAUACGCCUGCCACAGGCACUUCGACACCGCGACCACGGGGGUGUCGACACAUCAGCCUCGUCAGGCUCCAGGCUAAACACCGUACAGGUUGCCGUCAGGCACUAGCUCACGGGCACCACACCCACAGGGGUGCCCUUCUCCACUCUCCAAUAACACAUGGGCCUCACAACCACUGGGAGGCCCUCUCCUCUGCCUUCUAUAACCAAGUCCACCGUACCUCACGUACGGUGGUGAUCUCCCUCGUAACUCUAGCCAGGUAGUGGACACAUCAAAUACAUCAACGAUCAAUAGUUACGGGGACAAACAUUCAUAGAGGGCACAGACCAAGGGUCUUUAGUAUUAGGCUAAGGGACCACGAGAUAAGACUGAAUAGUUACGUUAUGAGUACAAGUUACACUGUCAUGGUAUAGCAAGAGACUUACGAGAAAUGGAGAAUACACAGUUACAAUACAAUGAAUAGAUAUCAAAGCAAGCGUACCUAUAUCAAACUAACAAUACUUAACUUAUAAUAGAUGAACCAGUCGCCGGCUACAACCAAUCGGCACGUGGUCUUCACGUAUACACUUGUUCACACUACUGACUGUUCACCAUGGCCGCAGAGGGCAAAAUGGACGAGCGACCGGACGCGCCGGAAACUCUGAAGCACUUUACUACCCACUUUUACAACAGUAAAUAAAAACUAAGCCAAUAUCGUUGGCGGGGCGGACGAGAAAAACUAUUUGACAGGUUAGCUUCGAUGACAGAUGACAGACGUCAUUUAGGGCGCGUUCAGAUGUAGUUAAUAUCUGCACCUCUAGCACAACUGGCCGCGACAGGCGCGAGAACAGACAGAUCGGCGCGACUUGGCGGCUUGUCGCGUGUUGGCAGCACAACUCACGCGCGAGAGCCGCGACAAACUCGCGAUCAGGUGUCACUGUCAGAAAAUGACACAGAUCGCGACUUUGAACUAAAAACCGUAGCACAACUACCUUAUUUGUAGACAAAAUGUUCUCUCGUGUUUACGUCAAACCGCGAGUCAAAGUCUACGCGACUUGAGAGCGCGACUUGGGUGAUUGGGACAUUUUUGUGUAAAAAAGAAAUUCAGAAAUCUCUUCAAAAGGUAAGUUAAAAUAUAGUUUAUUUACGAGAAUGCUAUUUAAUUGCCUACUCCGUAUAUAACAAGUACAAUAUAACAAAUAACCAUCACAACAUUUUCAGAAUGGCUUUGUUCUUUAUGUUAAGUAUAUGAAGAAAAACGAGCCCGACAAAUUCAGCGGGCUCGUCUAAGGGAUUUAGCCAACCCCUUCGAGCUCCCGGAACAAGAAUUCUUCCAUAACUACAGAAUGAAUAAGCCUAUGGCUUUAUACUUGUGCCGGGAGUUGGAAGGUGCGUUGGCUCCCCGGCAGCAGCAUGGGCUCCCUGUCCAUAUCAAGGUGCUGGUUGCCAUUAAGUUUAUGGCAGGUGGCAGCUACCAGCGGGAGGUCGGACAGGACCACACUUUAUGCGUGGCACAAAGGACAGCCUCCAAAUACCUGAGCCAGGUGGUAGCUGCUGUCAACAGAAGCCUUAAACCGAAAUGGAUAUCCUUCCCGGGUACCGAGGGGGGAAGACGAGACGUCGCGGCAGGUUUUGAACAAAAAUAUGGCUUGCCAGAUUUGUUGGGAACUGUGGACUGCACCCACGUCUCGAUCUUUCCUCCUCCUAGACCGCACGGCCUGCAGUUCAUCAAUCGUAAGGGAAAGCAUACAAUCAACGUGCAAUUGAUUGCUGAUGUAAACUGCAGGUUGCUGCAUGUAAAUGCUCAAUACCCGGGAAAGGUUCAUGACCAGUUCAGUUCACGGAGUGGUUAAAGAUGAGAUGCGACGGCUAUACGACCUGAGAAUCGGGUCGUAUUACCUGCUGGGAGAUUCAGGUUACGGACUGGAGCCAUGGCUUAUGACUCCAGUCCUUAAUGCUGCACCGGAGUCUGCGGAGGAGCGGUACACAGCAUGGCAUUGCCGGGUCCGCAACACCAUCGAGCGGACCAACGGGUACCUGAAAGG
Cydia splendana is the source of this 11048-nucleotide messenger RNA. RefSeq names its product putative nuclease HARBI1. Bases 10350 to 10856 code for a protein of 168 amino acids. The record is from RefSeq and is a predicted model, not a curated record. The transcript has 5 exons. Lineage: Eukaryota; Metazoa; Arthropoda; Insecta; Lepidoptera; Tortricidae.